Drosophila elegans is the source of this 1350-nucleotide messenger RNA. RefSeq lists its product as uncharacterized. The transcript has a single exon. The coding region runs from base 1 to 1350 and encodes 449 amino acids. NCBI's taxonomy places the organism in Eukaryota, Metazoa, Arthropoda, Insecta, Diptera, Drosophilidae. The record is from RefSeq and is a predicted model, not a curated record.
AUGCUAAAUGUGUUGGCCUUUAAGGGCUCAGAUACGAAGUUCAUCUACAGCUUUCAGGCAUUCCCCAAAUUAAAGGUCAUAAGACGAAAGGUAAAGGAAGGACUGAGAUACUUCCAGCAACAGCUUAAGGAUCUUGGGGGCUAUGCCCUAAGGACACUACCGGACAACAUAAUGCCGAGGACCGUGGUCUACCGAACUGCCGAUGGAACUCGUCAGUUGGGCGGGUACCUUAGCCGCUUUAUCCGGAACUAUGUGAGCACCCUCAAUGCAACUCUCAAAGUUAGCUGGGACCUGGUUCCGGAGGAAGGUAUAACCCAUUUGAUGGAUGCUACUAAGCUCUCGGAGAUGUAUGAUGUGGAUUUUCCGCUCGUCACAAGUAUUCUUAGCCAAAAUACAUUAAAACAAGUCGUUCCCAUGGAGGUAUCCAGCUGGUUUUUGAUCCUGCCUAUGGAACCACGCCUGCCCCGAGCUCGUUUCUUCGUUAAAUUUGGUUUUCACAAUUUUAUACCUUUAGCGCUACUGCUAUCAAUUGUGCUUAGUAAUGCCCAUCGCAUAGAAUUGGAUCUUAGUCCCACCUGGCGAUUUUACGUAGUGGGAUGUAAAGUACUGCAGGGAACACUGACACAACCAUUUCUAUUACCCAAAGGACUCUCCGUUAAGCUGAUGAUUAUUUACUGGAUUAUCCUGCUUCAUGGAUUCUUUGUGAGCAACUACCACACGGCCAAUCUGGAAACCUGGCUCGUUCAUCCACCGGCAGCUGAUCCAAUCAUGGACUGGGAUGAAAUGCGCCGCCGAAAGAUGAAGGUCCUUGUAAUGUCAAGAGAGUUGAAUUACUUAAGAAGUUCUAUGGGGUCGGAACUUUUCGAUGCCCACAGCGAUAUAUUCCACACCACCACUUCGAAGGACUUUCAAAAGAAGCGCUUGUUAUUGGAUGAGAACUAUGCCUACCCAGUGUCCACUACCUUGUGGCCACAAUUGGAGCAGUCACAAGUUAGGCUAAGUCGACCCAUAUUCCGCCGAUCCCGAGAGAUGGUUUUUGCGCCGUUUUUAGUCUUUAAUUUGCCGAUGCCAAGGAACUCAGUGUUUUACAAGUCUCUAAAACGAUACACCGCACUCACUCAUGAUAGCGGACUAUAUAGGCUUUGGUUCAGACGUAGCUUCUACGAAUUGGUGGCCAUCGGAAAAAUAUCCUACAAAGAAGACAGAAAUCAUGGAUUGUACUGCGAUCUUAAGUGGAAUGACUUUUACUUUGUAUGGAUAGCCUACGUGGUGGAAACCAGCGUAAGUUUCCUAGUCUUUAUCAUGGAGCUGUUAUACCACAAGUGGAGUGUGAAGAAGACUCCCAACUAA